AUGCCGCAGAACGAUCACAUUGAUUUACAUCGCAAGCGAUAUGGACGUCGUAUGGACUAUGAAGAGAGACGUCGUAAGAAGGAGGCCCGUUCCGGCCAUGAACGUUCUAAGAUGGCAAAGAAGCUGAGAGGUCAUAAGGCUAAGUUAUAUCAUAAGAAGAGAUAUUCAGAGAAGGUUGAAAUGCGCAAGUUGCUUAAACAACAUGAAGAGAAAGAACAGAAGAGCACAGUUGACACUCUGGACAAGGGUGCAGUUCCAGCUUAUCUCCUCGAUCGUCAGCAACAAACUACAGGAACUGUCUUGUCUAAUAUGAUCAAACAGAAGAGAAAGGAAAAAGCUGGAAAAUAUCAAGUUCCUAUUCCACAAGUGAGAGCUGUGAGUGACGCUGAAGCCUUCAAAGUUGUCAAGACAGGAAAGACCAGAAGAAAGGGUUGGAAGCGUAUGGUUACAAAGGUUACUUAUGUUGGAGAAUCCUUCACACGUAAGCCAGCCAAAUUCGAGAGAUUUAUCAGACCUAUGGGCUUACGUUUUAAUAAGGCUCACGUAACCCAUCCAGAGUUGCAAACAACUUUCCAUUUACCAAUCUGUGGAGUGAAGAAAAAUCCAUCCAGUCAAAUGUAUACAUCCUUAGGUGUCAUUACUAAAGGUACAAUUAUUGAAGUUAAUGUGUCAGAAUUAGGUAUGGUAACUCAGGGAGGAAAGGUCGUUUGGGGAAAGUAUGCUCAAGUUACAAAUAACCCCGAGAACGAUGGUUGUAUAAACGCUGUACUUCUUAUCUAA
This is a messenger RNA of Auanema sp. JU1783, 780 nucleotides long. Lineage: Eukaryota; Metazoa; Nematoda; Chromadorea; Rhabditida; Rhabditidae. The record is from the annotation of a GenBank genome assembly.